ACGUCCCUCAAGGCUUGGACGCGAGGAGGAGGUGGAUUCGUGCCAAGGAUACUAAUCUAGGGGAAGUGACACAGCACUUGAUAGUGCCAGAGUCGGUUCUACCUGAACCUCCAUUCCGCGCCUCCCCAGGAUGCUAUCUUUUCUUCCCACUUCAUCGAUUCCACCAUGAAUGCCGUGGACGCAUCGGAGCACUAUGCGACAGGCGCAAACGAGCCUGCUCCGUCCCUGUUGACGAUCGUCCUCGACACCAACCCCCAUGCCUGGGCCCUCCUAGAAGAUACACUGCCUCUCUCGAAAGCAGUGGCAAACAUUCUUGUGUUCAUUAAUGCACAUCUCGCCUGCAAUUAUGCAAAUGAGGUCGCCGUUGUCGCUUCACACAGCCAGCAAGCGGCUUGGCUCUACCCGUCCCACGGGCAGCAGGCCAAGAUAUCCGCUGACGCAGACGGAGACAUUGUCAUGAAUGGUGGUUUGGAAGAUGGCUCCAGUUCCCGCUCGGCCGCGGAAGCCAACAAGUAUCGACCGUUUCGUGUUGUCGAGGAGCAGGUCACACGAAACCUCGAGGAGUUGCUCGCGACGACCAGUGCAUCUGAUGUGAGCUCGACGACCUCCACCAUGAUGGCGGGUGCUCUUACAUUGGCGCUCACCCAUAUCAAUCGUCAGACUCUUGCAUGGGCCGAAGCUCACGGCGCGGCGAAGCUCGAUGCCUCGACGGCAACAUCAGCAGAGCUCGUACCGGGGGGGAAUGGCAGCGGCACGUCGGCAUCAGGGAACAGUGCCACCGGACUGCAGUCGAGGAUUCUGAUUAUCUCAGUCAGCAGCUCUACAGGUUCUGCGCACCAGUACAUUCCUAUCAUGAACGCUAUCUUCGCGUGCCAGCGGCUUCACGUUCCAAUCGAUGUCUGCAAGCUCAGCGGCGAUGCUGUCUUCUUGCAGCAAGCUUCAGAUGCGACGAAAGGCGUGUAUAUGUCAUUGACAGAGCCGCGCGGUUUGCUCCAGUAUUUGAUGAUGGCAUUCUUGCCUGACCAACGGUCUCGGUAUCAUCUGGUGCUUCCAUCACGCGUAGACGUCGAUUUCCGUGCUGCAUGUUUCUGCCAUCGUCGUGUCGUGGACGUAGGCUUCGUUUGUUCUAUUUGCCUCAGUAUUUUCUGUGAACCGCCCGAGAAUGGUGAUUGUCUGACCUGUGGCACUCAUCUUGAGUUGGGUGACUACGGUGCUAAGCCUGCGGUGGUUGCACGUAAGAAAAAGAAAAAGAAGACUCGCGCAAAUGGCACUCCCGGUGCAAGCACGCCCACGCCAGGAGCUACGCCUGGCCAAUGAGUCUUUCCAUGAUAUCCAUGCUUUAUGGACUCUGACCAUACCAUACCAGUAUGUCCCUCCACUAUGACUUGACGGUGACAUGGG
Molecule: messenger RNA, 1401 nt
Organism: Paecilomyces variotii
Lineage: Eukaryota; Fungi; Ascomycota; Eurotiomycetes; Eurotiales; Thermoascaceae
Product: TFIIH subunit Tfb4/p34
Exons: 2
Coding region: 166-1317 (383 amino acids)
Biological process (GO): regulation of DNA-templated transcription; nucleotide-excision repair
Cellular component (GO): transcription factor TFIIH holo complex; transcription factor TFIIH core complex
Source: RefSeq, a predicted model, not a curated record